UUGCUCUCAUAUACAUUUGUUAAAAACAUCGGUAUCCCUCUGGACCUCUCUGCCAAGUAGCAAUUUAGUUACAAUGGAAGCGGGAACACUUUUCCGUCCUCACGUACCGUUAUAUCUUCACAUCACCCCUCCACGUCACCGCCCCUCUUUCAAACCUUCCAUUAGAGCUUAUUCCAAUUUACAGGGAGAAUACAAAGGACCGAAGCCAAAAAAAGAAGUGAUAGCAGAUUGGGUAGCGAGCAAUGACGACGUCGUUCGAUCCUUACCUGUUUACGUUGGAGGCUUUUCUUUACUAGCUGUUUUAUUCAAUCGCACAUUUUCUGGUGUUGCUCUUGUUGCUGAUGCUAGCAGCUCACAGUCUAGAGCUGAUCUUCUGACACUUGGCCUGGCAGUAACAAAUAUUUUAACUGGUCUGGUUUGGCUUUCCAUCCGACCUAAAACUAUAUAUGUGGUGAAUCCUGAAGGUGUAGAGUGUCAAAGAAUAUGCACUGACCUUCCUGAUGAUGUUGUUUCUGAAUUGCUAUGGGCAUGGGAGUCAGUAUUGAAGGUGACAUGCUGCAGAUCUCUUGUUAUUGUUUAUGAUAAUAGAUGUGUCCUCCAAAUUGGAUUUGCUGCUGCAUCUUCUUCUCACGUAGGCGAACCUCUCCUAGUGGAUGCUAGUAAACUGAUGCAAGGGUCAUUAUAUCAAAGUGCUAUAAAAUCCGGAUCGCAGAGUUACCUGGCCAACCUAUCUCUCUAUCCUGGGAAGUCCCAGCUGCCAUUUCUUCCGUCAAAUACACAGGCAGUAAUCUUGCAACCUCUUGGAGACAAAGGAAUUGCAGUAAUUGGUGGUGACACGAUUAGGGGCUUUACAACUUCUGAUCAGGCAUGGAUUACAAUGAUCGGAGACAAGUUGGAUGCUACUUUAGCAAAGAAUCUUAUUGCUGUUCCGAUGGCAACACAAGAUAGAAGUUGAAAUUGAUGAUACUUUGAGAUCCACAUUUCCUUUCCCGAAGGUAUAUGUAUAUAUGAAGAAAAGAGUUGUGUGCAGCACGUAGAAUUCAAGCUCUGUGAAAGUCUGGAAGAUGAUCAAGUCAAAUAUGCAGGCUUGCUAGCUUCAGUUAUUUAUCACCAUUCAGCGAGCAAGAACAUGUAGCAAAAAUUGUAGACUUAUACAGUACUUGCACAGCCCCUACGACACAUAUAUCUCGGUUCGACUCUCUGUUACUCUCAAUAUUCCCAUAAAGCUAAUUGUAUUGAUGAACUUCGGAGCCAUAUAUAAAUAUCAAUAGUUUUGUUGAAGUAUUAUUUCAAUGUCAAUACACCUGAUAAUUCAAUUUAUAUUUUGUUGAA
Molecule: messenger RNA, 1332 nt
Organism: Daucus carota subsp. sativus
Lineage: Eukaryota; Viridiplantae; Streptophyta; Magnoliopsida; Apiales; Apiaceae
Product: protein COFACTOR ASSEMBLY OF COMPLEX C SUBUNIT B CCB4, chloroplastic
Exons: 10
Coding region: 74-955 (293 amino acids)
Biological process (GO): cytochrome b6f complex assembly
Cellular component (GO): chloroplast
Source: RefSeq, a predicted model, not a curated record